AUGUCGUCGGAACUCUGCUCUUUCCUUUUGCCGCUAUCUGCGUGCUCAACCAUACUCACUUCCGAUGUCUUGUUCGGUGUUAUGUUCUUUGUCGCCGUUUUUGGCUACUGGUUGGUUCCCGGUGGUCUUGCUUGGGCUCUGUCCAAGUUUAGACUGGGAAAACCUCUCAUCAACAAACCUGCCAUUCCCGGACCUUCCGGUUUUCCUGUGGUGGGUCUGCUUCCUGCUUUCACAGGGUCUCUGACUCACAGGGUCCUUGCUAAGCUUGCUCACACCUUUGAUGCCAAGCCUUUGAUGGCAUUCUCCGUGGGGUUUACUCGUUUCAUCAUCUCUUCUCACCCUGACACUGCCAAAGAGAUCUUGAGCAGUUCAGCUUUCGCGGAUCGUCCUAUUAAGGAAUCUGCUUAUGAGCUCCUCUUCCACCGUGCAAUGGGGUUUGCCCCGUACGGUGAGUACUGGAGGAACCUGAGGAGGAUUUCCGCCACUCACAUGUUCUCUCCAAAGAGAAUUGCCGCCUCCGGCCAGUUCCGGGCACAAGUUGGGGCCCAGAUGGUGAAAGACAUCAUGGGCCUGAUGUGGAGAGAUGAUGAGGUGGAGGUGAGGAAGGUGUUGCAUUUUGGGUCCUUGAAUAACGUGAUGAUGAGCGUGUUUGGGAAGAGUUAUGUGUUUGGUGAGGGUGGCGAUGGGUGUGAACUUGAGGAGUUGGUGAGUGAGGGGUACGAACUGCUUGGGGUGUUUAACUGGAGUGACCACUUUCCACUUUUGGGUAGGUUGGAUUUACAAGGUGUAAGGAAGAGGUGUAGGAGUUUGGUGGAUAGGGUGAAUGUUUUUGUGGGGAAAAUCAUAUUGGAGCACAGAGAGAAGAGGGCUGCUGAAGAUCAGGAUAAGGCCAGGGAUAUUGACAGCUCUGGUGACUUUGUUGAGGUGCUUUUGGAUUUGGAGAAAGAGAACAGGCUUCAACACUCUGAUAUGGUUGCUGUUUUGUGGGAAAUGAUCUUUAGGGGAACUGAUACAGUGGCAAUCCUCCUGGAAUGGAUUCUUGCUAGGAUGGUUUUACACCCUGAAAUCCAAGGCAAGGCUCAGUCUGAAAUAGAGUCUGUUGUUGGGUCUGGGCGCAGUGUGAGUGAUGAAGACCUUCCCAACCUUCCUUACGUGCGUGGCAUAGUGAAGGAAACCUUGAGGAUGCACCCACCGGGUCCCCUUCUUUCAUGGGCCAGGCUUUCCAUCCAUGACACACAAAUUGGCAACCACUUUGUUCCAGCUGGCACUACUGCUAUGGUUAACAUGUGGGGCAUCACUCAUGACAAACAAGUGUGGUCUGAUCCAGAAGACUUCAAACCGGAGCGUUUUGUGAAGGAGGAGGUGCAAAUUAUGGGGUCUGAUCUGAGGUUGGCACCUUUCGGCGCUGGGAGAAGAGUGUGCCCUGGGAAAGCCUUGGGCCUGGCCACCGUUGAGCUUUGGCUCGCUAUCUUCUUACAGAACUUGAAAUGGAUGCCCUGUGAUUCUGGUGUGGACCUUUCUGAAUGCUUGAAACUCUCCAUGAAAAUGAAACACUCUCUUGUCACCAAAGUUCUUACAAGGCCUGCUUCCUCUCAUGUCUUCUGA
Messenger RNA from Sphenostylis stenocarpa, 1605 nucleotides. Lineage: Eukaryota; Viridiplantae; Streptophyta; Magnoliopsida; Fabales; Fabaceae. The record is from the annotation of a GenBank genome assembly.